Molecule: messenger RNA, 1926 nt
Organism: Meyerozyma guilliermondii ATCC 6260
Lineage: Eukaryota; Fungi; Ascomycota; Pichiomycetes; Serinales; Debaryomycetaceae
Product: triacylglycerol lipase
Exons: 1
Coding region: 1-1926 (641 amino acids)
Biological process (GO): 7-methylguanosine mRNA capping; protein dephosphorylation
Molecular function (GO): mRNA guanylyltransferase activity; protein tyrosine/serine/threonine phosphatase activity
Source: RefSeq, a predicted model, not a curated record
AUGAAUGACGGCGACGAGCAGGAGUUGUUGGCUGUAACGGCAGUUCUGACCUCGCGUAGCGACGGGCAUAUGCUCAAUUCCUUUGAUGUCUUGAAAAAUGCUUCUGAUGCCCAGAAACAGCAAACUAGCACUGCCCUCACCAAGUCAUGGGAGUUCGUCAAGUUGCAAUUAUGUCGGUACCACAACACUUUUGAAGACUUUGUGCUCAAAUCUGAGCCCAGUGACUGCUCCCUAGUGGCCAAGUACUCCAGUGUGGUGGAUAUCGACCUUCGUCAUCAAGAUUUAUCGGUGGAGUCGGUGUCGUUGGUUUCGAUGCACAUACCUCAUCCAUUAGUCAAUUUUAUGCGGAACGAAACCAAUAAACACCAGGCAGAAGCGUUGCACGUGCCGCAGGAUUUACAGGAGUCGCCGGUGUUUUUCUUUGUUCAUGGCUUGGGCGGCCAAAUGUCUCAGUUUGAGCCACUCAUGGGUCUUCUUUCGCAGUGCCUGGAAAUAUUAUCGGUGGAUCUCCCAGGAUUUGGGAACUCUCGUCGCUCUUUCGAAAACCAGGGCAAGUCAAUCACCAUCUUGUCCGAAGAACAAAACGCAAAAGUCUCUAACUCGAUACUGCUGAUGGCCACGAGCGAUUUUUCCACAAACAAAUUAGUGUCCAUCUUGUAUGAAUAUGUUAACCAGCAGAUACCUCAAGGCAAGAAGGUGGUAUUGGUGGGCCACUCUAUGGGCACCCACUUGGCCGUAAAGUUGGCUAAGAAACUACCUGCGCACAAAGUGGAAGGAUUAAUAUUGCUCUCACCACCUCCAUUUCACGACGAUACCGUGCCUCAAAAAUCCGAUCUCUUGUCGUUUAUGAAAGUUUUUGCACGCUCUUCAUGGUUGUUCAAUUGCUUUAGAGUGUGGGAUCGACUCGAGGGCUUGGAGAGUAAAAGCGUAUUGCGCCAGCUUGCAAAGAACAAUACUAAUAUUUAUAAUAGCUUGCGUCAACUUCGGUGGAAUUUAGAUAUUGACACAGAUAUCAUUCUCAAGUAUAUUGACGGGUUUCAACGUGCCUCCUAUACUGAUCUUCUUGCCGCAAUAAGAAACUUCAACGAUCGUCUGGCAGACAAAAACACCUAUGAAAAGACCCUUUUCGUGGGUGGUUCAGAAGACCAAGUAACCGCAUGCAAAGUGGUGCACGAGACAGAUUACUACCUCACUAAAACAUUUGGUCGUCAAGUUUCAAGGGCCAUUGAGAUCCCCAAUGCCGGUCAUUCGCUUCUCUUGGUGAAGCCCGAGUAUAUCAGUGGAGUGAUAUUGAACCACAUCGAAGCCAAGUUUCCGGAAAGACUUCACCUUUCCCCUGCGUGGGUUCUACAAGUCAAGGCUAACAUUUCUGGAGAUAAGUGGGGGUUGAAAAACGAGCAGAAAUGGUUGGACUUGAACCCGUUGUCUUUAAACAUUACCCGCAAUGGCGGGAAAGAUAUGGCACCUCUCUUAGGCAUGAAGACUCUACGUGAAGGAGACUCCACUCACUCACCGCAAAUUCUCGAGAACCUCUUUUAUUCGGAUAAGAAACAUCCGUCUAUACAAGGCACCUUGGCUGCCAUAAUCGACAUAUCGGCUGAUAUUCCUCCCUACAGCCCCAAAAAUUUCAAACACAUCAUGUACUAUAAAUGUGCAACCGUCUCCAAGGUGGUACCGGACCAGGGGUCUGUGCGCAGGUUUAUACAGCUUGUGGACGAUAUUCUUAAUAAUUGCGACGUUCCUCACCCCUUAAUAGCGGUUCAUUGUCAUUAUGGAUUCAACAGGACUGGUUUCUUGAUUUGUUCCUAUCUCAUCGAGCGGCUUGGGUGGACGGUGCGCGAAGCUGUUGAAGGAUUUCGAAUGGCCCGAACCCCGGGUAUUAAACACCCCCACUUUAUAGAUGCGUUAUAUGUACGAUACGAGUAG